This is a messenger RNA of Dendronephthya gigantea, 1137 nucleotides long. Its product is annotated as ras suppressor protein 1-like. The transcript has 9 exons. Lineage: Eukaryota; Metazoa; Cnidaria; Anthozoa; Malacalcyonacea; Nephtheidae. Bases 70 to 897 code for a protein of 275 amino acids. Gene Ontology annotation, molecular function: protein binding. The record is from RefSeq and is a predicted model, not a curated record.
AAUAUUCGGACAAUUUGGUUUGUAAAUUUGAGAAGGAAAGGAGUGUUUAUACAUAUAAUUCUUGAAAACAUGUCGAAAGCAAUCAAGAAAAUAGUCGAAGAAGCGAGAGAUAAUGCCUAUACAGAACUAGAUCUAGCUGACAGGGAGAUUAAAAGUUUAAAUAGUGUUCCUAUUUUACUUCAACUAAGGCAAUUGACAAGACUCACGCUAUCCCACAACAGAUUAACAGCAAUUCCUACGUCUAUUGUUGACUUGUACAAUUUGGAACAUUUAAACCUUUUCAACAAUUUCAUUGAGGAGCUUCCAACAUCAAUAACGACACUAUCAAAAUUGAAAUUUUUAAAUGUUGGGGUGAACCGUUUGAGUACCUUACCUCGAGGUCUUGGUUCCUUGCCUUGUCUGGAAAUUUUGGAAUUAACAUACAAUAACCUCAAUGAAAAUUCUCUUCCUGCAAAUUUCUUCCUCUUGGCAGAUAGUUUGCGAGCCCUGUAUCUUGGUGACAACGACUUUGAGAAAUUGCCAGCGGAUUUUGGAAAACUUAAAAAUCUACAAGUGUUGGUUUUACGUGAUAAUGACCUGGUUGAAUUACCAGAAGAACUUGGCGAACUCACAAAUUUAAAGGAACUGCAUCUUCAAAAUAAUCGUUUGACAGCUCUUCCACCAUCAUUAGGUAACUUGCAACUUGGCGAAGCCCGUCAUGUUUUCAAAGCUGAGGGAAAUUCAUGGAUUCAAGCAAUACAAGAUCAGUUGGUACUUGGAAAUACUCAUGUCUUUGAGAGCCUCAAAUCUGAUGCAUAUAAACAGACAUACAAGAGCCACGUUGAUUCUGGCAUUGCCCCACCACCAAAGAACGAGAAAGAGAAGACAUUAAAACGAAGCAGAAAGAAGGCGCCUUGAAUUGAUUCUAAGUCAGCUAAAAGUGGAACCGAACUAAAUUUUACAUUAUUUUAUAUGACUAUGAGUAUAUUUUUGUAGAAAUAUCUUUAAAUUGGGAAUUGUAACAUAGGUGAGAAAAAUAUUCACUUUAUAGAAUUUAAAUGUUGUUUGUAAGAAAUGUUAAUGUAUAAAAAUAUGCAUAUAUAGCUAUCGCACUGUUUUUGCGGGUGUGAAUGACAAUAUCAGUAUGUCUCUCAUAAA